GACCGCAUCAUGGUGUCCCUGACGUCGCUGCUGGUGCUGUCCACCUUCUUCAACCAGGUGAGCCAGACGAUCCCCAGGACGGCCUACCUCAAGCUCAUCGACGUGUGGUUCCUGGCGCUCAUCUGCCAGCAGUUCUUCAUCAUCCUGGCGCUCGUGCUGAUCGAGACCCUCCGCCUGAGGGCCUCCUCCGCCCCCGCCCCCGCCCUGCGUGUCUCUCCGGUGGGGGGCUUCGUCAAAACCGACAAGGCCUUCGCCAGGAGGAAGCCCGUCUUGUCUUUGGCUCUCAGGGCGAACAGGAGUAUGCGCUUUCUCUUCGCUCUCUCCCUGGUGACGCUCCUGAGCUGCUUCAUCCCCGUGUGCGUGUACAGCCUCACCGCUUCAAUACGGCCGAAGUAAUGCUGCAUUCCCCCUGCGCCUUCGCUCUGUGGCGGGCGUGGCCGAUGGGGGACUGAGGAGUCGAAGCCCGGGUCAGGUUCUUGGUCACUGUGUCUGAGGAGGAACUGCAGGCCCGGGGAUUCGCAAAUUGGAUGAUCGUAUCUUUCGUAACGCGGCACGUCACUCUAGGGAUUCAGAAUUUUGGAUUAAAGUGUUUCGACUUUUUAUUAUUAUUAUUUUUUAAGAUGAUGAAAACAAUGCAAUUAUAGUAACGCUGAUUAUAGAAUAUAGUGCAAGUAAUGAUGA
Molecule: messenger RNA, 681 nt
Organism: Penaeus monodon (black tiger shrimp)
Lineage: Eukaryota; Metazoa; Arthropoda; Malacostraca; Decapoda; Penaeidae
Product: ligand-gated ion channel 50-like
Biological process (GO): monoatomic ion transport
Cellular component (GO): membrane
Source: RefSeq, a predicted model, not a curated record